Molecule: messenger RNA, 1299 nt
Organism: Phanerochaete carnosa HHB-10118-sp
Lineage: Eukaryota; Fungi; Basidiomycota; Agaricomycetes; Polyporales; Phanerochaetaceae
Exons: 8
Coding region: 1-1299 (432 amino acids)
Molecular function (GO): catalytic activity
Source: RefSeq, a predicted model, not a curated record
AUGUCUCUGCUUCGCAGUAACCUCCGCCUCUCGAGAUCUCUGGCACAGCGCACACAGCAUGUCCUGAGAGCUCGUUAUCAGACAGGGACCGCACCCCAGAGUGCGUCUGGAGGCAUUCCGCCGCCACUCAAGGGCAUCAAGAUCGUCGACCUCACGCGGGUCCUCGCGGGGCCCACGGCGACUAUGCUACUCGCGGACCUCGGUGCGGACGUCAUAAAGGUCGAAGAAGUUACCAGGGGGGAUGACACUAGAGCCUGGAAUCCACCGUCGGCUCCCAGGACCGAGGAUGGUCCUGCAUCGCACCUUCCACCAGAGUCAGCGUACUUCUUGGCCGUGAAUCGCAACAAGCGGUCGAUCACGGUCGACUUCAAGCAGCCAGAGGGCCUUGCUAUUGUACACAGGCUCAUCUCCCAGGCCGAUGUUCUGGUAGAGAACUACAUCUCUGGCAAGCUUGCGACCAUAGGCCUCGGCUGGGAAGACUGCCGGAAGAUCAACCCACGCUUAAUCUACACGAGCAUUACGGGAUACGGUCAGACAGGUCCUUAUGCAAAGGCAGCAGGGUACGAUGUCGUUAUCGAGGCUGAAGCAGGGCUUAUGCACAUCACAGGUGAACCAAAUGGCCCUCCUUGCAAAGUCGGCGUAGCUGCUACCGACGUUGCUACUGGUCUGUAUGCUCAUGGGGCCAUAAUGGCGGCACUUUUGUCCCGACAGCAGACGGGCAAGGGUGUAUGGAUCGACUGUAAUCUAUUCGAGUCUCAGGUAGCCGGUCUUGCUAACAUUGCAUCCAAUUACCUCAUCGCUGAGCAAGAGGCUGGGCGGCACGGCACGUCUCAUCCGUCCAUCGUCCCAUACCAAUAUGGUUACGUUCAGUUUGGACUGCUGGCAUCGAAAAUCCUGAAACGUCCCGAGUUGCUAUCAGACCCGAAGUUCAGCUCAAACGCCGCCCGAGUCGCCAACAGGGCUGAGAUCGUCAAGAUUAUAACCGACACGUUGAUGGAACAUAACAGAGACCACUGGUUGAAAGAGUUUGACGGCCUUGGUGUACCAUUCGGACCCAUCAAUAAUAUCAAGCAGACAUUCGGGCACCCACAGGCAGUUGCUCGUGGCGUCACGGUCGCGAUUGAGCAUCCUCGUGCAGGAAAGAUCAAGAUGGUUGCGCCAGCAGUAACCUACAAUGGACAACGGAUGCCCGUUAACCGCCCUCCGCCUUAUCUCUCACAGCACACGGAUGAGGUGCUGUACGAGUUGGGCUACAACUCUUCGCAGAUCGAGGGAUUCCGGAACAAACGCAUUGUCUAA